Messenger RNA from Phyllotreta striolata, 1873 nucleotides. The record is from the annotation of a GenBank genome assembly. NCBI's taxonomy places the organism in Eukaryota, Metazoa, Arthropoda, Insecta, Coleoptera, Chrysomelidae.
GCGUUUAAUGUGUCUUCGGUCCUCAGUCCGCCGUAAGAAUUCCUGCAGUAAGGAAAGUCUUCGAACGCCGCCGCUCCUGCGCCACAGCAGAGAAAAAACCCACGACUCGGACGACGGACGAAAAAAACUCAUCGACGAAGACCAAAAAGAAAUAAUGCGCGAAAUCGAACCUCGCCAUUUACCGGCCGUACGCAGGGCGAUUUAGUUUUCGUCGAAGAAAAUUCGACCCGAUGUCGACGGCGCCGAGUUGCGGUACUCUGCAGCGAUUCGUUUUCCUAGUGCUAAUUUUAGUGAUCAGAGUGAAACCGGUGCCAAAUGAGAGACAAGCGCAGGAAUUACUGCUGCUGGAUACUUUGGGAAAACGGGGUAGCGUUUCCAUGAAGGACCAUGGUACUCUUAUGGAUAUGCUGGGAAGAAUGAUUCCUCAGCAAUGCCGCUACAGAGGAGUGAAGUACGACUGCGGUUUGAGCAUCAGUUGCGUCCUCGGAGGCGGGAGACCCUUGGACCUCUGCUCGGGAGGGAUGAUUUGGGCUUGUUGCAUCGAUAGAGAAGUAUCCCACGCACCUACCACCAGACCAGAAGUAGGUGUUGUCAACAACGCUACUUGCGGGGAGGUCAAUACGAGAAGUAAUAGAAUAGUCGGAGGCCACGCCACGGGGUUCGGUACGCAUCCAUGGCAAGUGGCCCUAAUUAAGACUGGUUUUUUAACUAAGAAAUUAGCUUGCGGCGGAGCGUUGCUGAACGAAAGGUGGAUCGUUACCGCAGCGCAUUGCGUCGCCACGACGACGAACGGGAACAUAAGGAUCAGAUUGGGCGAAUGGGACGUUCGCGACCAAGACGAGAAACUGGGCUACGAGGAAUUCUCGGUGGAGCGGAAGGAAGUGCACCCGUCUUACUCGCCGUCGGAUUUCAAAAACGACGUCGCUUUAGUGAAAUUAGAUAGGAACGUGCGCUUCAGACCGCACAUACUACCCGUUUGCUUACCACCCCUAACGGUGAAGCUGGUGGGUAGAAAAGCGACGGUGGCGGGCUGGGGACGGACCAGACACGGUCAAGCCACCGUUCCCUCGACGCUGCAGGAGGUGGACGUGGAGGUAAUCUCGAACGAUAGAUGUCAAAGAUGGUUCAGGGCCGCGGGCAGGCGGGAAAUCAUCCACGACGUGUUCCUGUGCGCCGGUUACAAAGAGGGCGGUCGUGAUUCCUGCCAAGGGGACUCGGGAGGGCCGCUGACGUUGACAAUGGAAGGAAGGAAAACUUUGAUCGGUUUAGUUUCAUGGGGUAUCGGGUGCGGUAGGGAGCACUUGCCUGGCGUUUACACCAAUAUACAGAAAUUUGUGCCUUGGUUAGACAAAGUCAUGAACGGUUGACUAUAAAAAACGUCAAAUUUUUGUAUAAAGAAUAAUUAAUUUAUGUAUUUAUUUUGAUUUUAAUUCGAGUGUUAAAUUUGGUAAAAAGCUUUGGUAUGUUUACAGUAAAUGGUAAAAUUUUAUUAAAAAACGCGGUAUUGAUUUUUGUAUUGAGUAUUGAUUACUGCAGAAUCCACAAUGAACUGAUAAACAGUAUAUUGGAAAAAUGAUAAUGUUAGUCACCAAUAAAUUAAUUCAAGUGUGUUUAAAUGCAAGCAUUCAUAGUAAAAUUAAUUAUUCUGGUGAUGCAUUUUACUUUUCUCUAUUUAUAUCUGAUGGCAAUGUUAACAGUAAAACUUGACUAAAAUUUUUCAUUUCUUACUUUUACCUAAGCAUUUUUAACAAAUUUAUGCUCUAGAUUUAUUUAAUUAUACCAAUCCGGUUCUAUAAAUUCGAAAUAGAGUCCCAAAUCCCAUUAAAAGACGUAUAGACAAAUAAUAAUUAGUAAAAUAUUGGCAAUAUUUUUC